AUGUUUCUUCCUCUGCUACUAACACUCUCGACCUUGCUGCAUUUUUUUCAUGAUAUUGCAGCAGAAAAUCUCAACAAUAUUCGACAAAUAAACAAUGCGCACUCGAUGCAUUGGGUGCGAGGAUCCCGUGCGGCGCCAGAGCUAGAACUGACAUUACGUGUGGCUUUAUAUCCACAAAAGAGUGAUGGUCAACUCAAUGAUCUUGUUCUUGCUGUGACAGACCCUGUGUCACCUCUUUACGGACAAUAUUUGACGAGCCCAGAGCAACUUCAAAAACAUUUUGAGCCAUCAAACACGAGCCUUCAGAGUUUUCUGCAUGUGCUCCGAGACGUGAAAGAAGUGGAAGCUGUGUCAAUGGAUAUUGUUCAGGAUUUCUGGCAUCUUAAACUCUCUACAGCCACAGCUGAGCGUCUUUUUAGUACCGAAAUGUUCCACUAUACUCAUCGACAGUCCUCAAAUAUGUCGAUUAUACGUCCCCAUGGAAAUUUUAGUGUCCCAAAUGAGCUUGAAGCAAUUGUUGCAUACGUUGAUGGACUUGAAAGUUUUCCAACUGAAAUGCAAGCAAAAUUCAUGCAAAAAAGGGUAAAUAAUGCCAAUGAUCCUUUUUUGAUCAAACAUGAACCAUUUGUUACCGAAUUUCAACAGUUUGCAACACCCGCUAUCAUUCGUCAACAAUAUGAUAUUCCCGAAACAAAUUUUGACAAUGUGUCAAAUAAUUCAGCAAGUGGAAAAUCUCAAAAUUAUCGCACAAAACUUGUUGUGGGAACAUUUUUACAUGAAUAUUACAAUGAACAUGAUUUGCUUGAAUUCUUAGAGACAAUCGACGGUCAACAUGAACCAAUAAAGUUGCCACGUACUAAUGGUCAAUGUACUUCUAUGUAUCCGACUGGAGAAGCAUCAUUGGAUAUUCAAAUUGCAGCAUCUCUUACAAGUCAUAAAGAUGGUGAUGCUUCUAAAAUUGAAAUGGUAUGUUACACGCAAUUACGUGAUUCGAAACGCAAGUUUGCAGCAGACAAUCAAGAACCGUUUUUGACAUUUUUACGGCAUGUAAAUGCGAUGAAUCCUCCACCAACUGUAGUUUCAAUUAGUUACUCGGAUGAUGAAUGUAGUAUACCCAUUGCAUACGCAACGAUUGUAAAUCGGGAAUUGAUGAAAGCAGCACUUCGUGGUAUUUCUGUUCUCGUAUCUACUGGUGACAAUGGUGUGCGAGGAAGUCAAUUGGCACAAAAGUUUUGCAAUAUUACAAGCUGCAAUCACUUUAUGACGAUGUUUCCAGCAUCGUCUCCAUAUGUUACUGCAGUUGGAGCAACAACACUUGCUAUCGAAUCGAAAAGUAGUAACAAGUGGAAAGAAACAGUGACUUCUACUAGUGACCCAAGUGCACUUAUCACUUCAGGUGGUGGUUUUAGUGAUCUCUUUGACAUGCCUGUGUAUCAGCACAAAGCAGUAACCUCCUAUUUGACACUUGCAAACUCAACUGGACUUUCACCAUUCUUUCGAAUUACUGGAAGAGCGUUGCCUGAUGUAGCGGCUGUAGGUCAUGCUUUUCCUGUGGUUAUCAAUGGAAAAGUUAACGCAAUGGAUGGCACGUCAGUGUCCGCUCCUGUCUUUGCGUCGAUGAUAUUAUUGCUCAAUCAAGCAUUGCCUCAAUUACCACCACUUGGAUUUUUAAAUCCACUUUUCUAUCGAUUGUAUGAUGUAUGUCCACAAGUUUUCGCAGAUAUAACACAAGGAAAUAUUGCAUGUGGCUCCAAAGGAAUGACUUGCUGCAAGAGAGGACAUAGUGCCACAACGGGAUGGGACGCAGCCUCAGGACUUGGAACACUUCAAUUCUCUAGAAUGCUGACGGAUCUACCAAAUUGUUUGACUCGGAUCAAAUCUGCAAGUGAUUUAAAGAUGACGGAACAACUUGCAGAUAUGUUACGAGAUGCAGAAUCUGAUCACAUUUAUGAGAAGAAAUGGACACCUGGAGAACAACGUGCGACUCAAAUCAUAGGUAUCAUUAGUCUUAUCGGCGCAAUCUGCUUAACUGCUCUUUUUGUUUCUCUGCGUAAACAACUCUAUCUCGGCUCUAAUGAUCUUCAUACACCAGUGUCAAAACGGUAUGGAUCGUGUACUCAAAACGAUUCAGCUCGUGAAUACCUGCUUUCCUCAUAA
Messenger RNA from Plasmopara halstedii, 2157 nucleotides. Its product is annotated as tripeptidyl-peptidase 1. Gene Ontology annotation, biological process: proteolysis. The transcript has a single exon. The coding region runs from base 1 to 2157 and encodes 718 amino acids. NCBI's taxonomy places the organism in Eukaryota, Oomycota, Peronosporomycetes, Peronosporales, Peronosporaceae. The record is from RefSeq and is a predicted model, not a curated record. Gene Ontology annotation, molecular function: serine-type endopeptidase activity; tripeptidyl-peptidase activity.